Molecule: messenger RNA, 2022 nt
Organism: Vanrija pseudolonga
Lineage: Eukaryota; Fungi; Basidiomycota; Tremellomycetes; Trichosporonales; Trichosporonaceae
Gene: Slc6a1
Product: Sodium- and chloride-dependent GABA transporter 1
Exons: 2
Coding region: 1-2022 (673 amino acids)
Biological process (GO): sodium ion transmembrane transport
Cellular component (GO): plasma membrane
Source: RefSeq, a predicted model, not a curated record
AUGCCGCUUCCCCGGUUCCUCCGGCGCGUGAUCGACAUCAUCGCGCCGCCGCCCAACAAGUCGAGCGACGGGCGCGACCAGUGGCCGUCGCGCGCGGCCUUCCUGCUGGCCGCGAUGGGCGGGUGUGCGGGGCAGGGCAACCUGCUGCGGUACCCGUCGGUCGUGUACAACAACUACGGACUGCAGUGGUUCAUCCCGUACCUGCUCGCGGUCACGCUCAUCGCCAUCCCGACGCUCAUCCUCGAGAUCGCCAUCGGGCAGGCGUACCGCGGCGGCACGGUCAUCGCGUUCAACAACAUCAACCGCCGGCUCAAGGGCAUCGGCAUGGGCCCUGUGAUUGUCAGCUUCAUCGUCACGCAGUACUUUACCGUCAACCUCGCGUGGAUCAUGAUCUACUUCCGCAACUCGUUCCGCUCCCCCCUGCCGUGGGAGGGGCGCAUCGACGAGUUCUACCACGACGACGUGCUCGCCAACCCCGACCCGAUCCUGGGGUCGCUGUCGGCCAACGGCAAGUCGGUGCUAGCCUACACCAAGUAUCCUGAUCUCAAGCUGCUCGGCGAGACAGUCGGGUGGAGCGCGUUCGUGUGGCUGCUUAUCUGGGUGUCGAUCGUCCGCGGCGUAGGGCUCACAGGCCGCGUGGUAUACUUCACCAUGGGCCUGCCGAUCGUCACGACCAUCAUCUUUGUCGGCCGCUCCCUCAGCCUGCCCAACGCCGGCGCCGGCGUGCGGCUGCUCUGGGCGACGUGGCGCGGCAGCCAGCUGGCCAGCGGCACAGUGUGGCAGACGGCCGUGGGCCAGGUCUUCUUCUCGACCGGCAUCGGAUUCGGCUACUUCACCUCGUAUGCCAGCUACAACCAGAAGCACUCGAACGCCGUCAUGGACGCGGUGCUCAUCUGCGCGAGCAACGUCGUGUUUGAGAACUUUGCGGCGUUCGCAGUGUUCGGCGUAGUGGGCUACCUCCGCCGCUGGCCAACCGACGGCGUGCGCCUUGGCGCCUUUGUCGUCGGCUUCCUCACGCUCCCGCAGGCGGUGCUUGAGAUGCCCGGCGCAAACUUCUGGGCCGUGCUGCUCUUCUUCACGCUCAUCGUGCUGGGCUUCUCGUCGGCGUUCGUCAUGCUCGAUGUGCCGGCCACCGUCAUCGUCGACUCGGGCCUCAAGCUCUCGCGACCCGUCGUCGUGACGGUCCUCACGCUCGUCUCGUUCCUCAUGUGCCUGCCCUACUGCACCCAGUUCGGGUACUACCUGCUUGAUGGCGUCGACCGGUGGAUGAACAACGUCGUCCUCAUCGCCGUCGUGUGGGGCGAGGUCGUGUGCUCCACCACCGUGUACCGCUGGUCCGACGUCGUCGAGCAGGUCGGCAUGCCGUCGUUUAUCGUGUACAAUGUCGGCUUCUUCGGCGGCCAGCUGUUUGGCGUGUCGCUCGCGCACGGCAUCAACAACCCCGGCGCUGGGUGCGGUGCCGGGUUUGGGUUCUAUGCCCUCUGUACCGUCAUCGCGACGAUCAUGGCACGCACGCCCAGCUCGCCAGCCCCGCCACCGUGGAACAGGCCGUACAUCGAGCGCUUCUGGUACCUCGCCUUCUACUCUGGCAACCAGCUCCGCCGCGACCUCAACGUCAUCGUCGGCCAGGGCCGCAACUGGCGCAUCCCCUUCUUCAUGCCCUUCCUCCUGCGCUACGUCUCGUCGCCCGUCCUCGCCAUCAUCUUCUCCUUUGCCUUCCCAGAGUUGCACUCGCUCCGCUACGACCCCAUGAUGAUCGCCGGCUUCAUCAUCUCGAUGCUUACCGUCACUGUCAUGCUGCUGGGCUUCGUCAUGCCUCGCUACUUUGACAUCUUCGUCCCGCCCCACCGCCGCCUCGAGGGUACCGAGAAGACGACGGCCAACGAGCUCAAGCCAGAGCCCACAAUCCACUUUGACGACGACGACCGUGUCAGCACGAGUGGCGACACGGUCAUCAGCGCGGAGCGUGGCGCUGCCACCACCCCGAAGGUCGAGGAAGAGAAGAAGGAAACGUUGCCAUAG